AUGGCAUUUUCAGACUUAGGAGUUGCAAAAUGGCUCGAUGAGGCCCUUGCUGCAAUGCAGAUUCAUACACCAACUGAAAUUCAAAACAAAUGUAUUCCCGAAAUUCUCCUGGGCCGGGAUUGUAUUGGAGGAGCGAAGACAGGAUCUGGUAAGACCAUCGCAUUUGGUGCUCCUAUGCUAACUAAAUGGUCAGAGGAUCCAAUGGGAAUUUUUGGACUUGUCCUCACUCCUACUAGAGAGUUGGCUAUGCAAAUUGCCGAGCAAUUCGCAGCGCUUGGUGCCCUGAUGAACAUUCGCCUCGCAGUUGUAGUAGGAGGUGAAGAUAUGAUGGAACAGGCGUUGAAGCUACAAAAAAGACCACACUUUGUUAUUGCUACUCCGGGUAGAUUGGCUGACCAUAUCCUCAAUAGCGGAGAAGAAACCAUCAAAGGCCUUCGAAGUGUGAAGUAUUUAGUCCUAGAUGAGGCAGAUCGUGUUCUCAGCAAUACUUUCAGCAAAGAUUUAGGACGCUGUCUCAGUGUCUUGCCAGAUGCUAGCAAAAGACAGACGUUGCUCUUCACCGCUACUGUCACUGACUCUGUAAGAUCAUUGAAGAACAAGCCACAAACUGAAGGGAAACCUCCGGUAUUCCUCUACGAGGUUGAAACUGUUGAUAAGGUAGCUUUGCCAGCAACACUACUGUUGUACUAUAUUUUUGUGCCCUCCUACGUGAAAGAGUCAUAUUUGCAUUCUAUCCUUUCCCUUGAAAAGUAUUCCAAAGCAAAUAUCAUAGUCUUCGUCAACAGAACAAAGACAGCAGAGGUUUUACGCAGAUCUUUGAGGAAAUUAGACUUCCGUGUUGCAUCUCUUCAUUCCCAAAUGCCACAGCUGGAGCGUACCAGCUCGUUGCACAGAUUCAAGGCCCAGGCGGCUCGCAUAUUAAUUGCAACAGAUGUAGCAUCUAGAGGUUUGGAUAUUCCUACCGUGGAGCUUGUUAUUAACUUCGAUAUUCCAGCUGAUGCCGACGAUUUCAUUCAUAGAGCUGGUAGAACGGCCAGAGCAGGCAGACGAGGUGACUCCAUUUGCAUUGUCACUGAGCGAGAUGUUGAACGAAUUCAUGCCAUCGAAGAACGCGCAAACAAAAAAAUGGAGUUGUUAGAAGAUGUUACUGACGACAAGGUAAUUGCAUCAUCACUACAGAAGAUUGGAGCCGCCAAAAGAGAGGCGCUCAUGGAUAUGGACAGAGAGAAUUUUGGCGCUAAGAGAGAAAUUAACAUUAAAAAGAGGGAGAAGAAUACCAAGAGUGCAAAGAAAAGUCAUUGA
This is a messenger RNA of Australozyma saopauloensis, 1302 nucleotides long. It is a transcript of the gene DBP8, whose product is annotated as ATP-dependent RNA helicase. Bases 1 to 1302 code for a protein of 433 amino acids. The transcript has a single exon. The record is from RefSeq and is a predicted model, not a curated record. NCBI's taxonomy places the organism in Eukaryota, Fungi, Ascomycota, Pichiomycetes, Serinales, Metschnikowiaceae. Gene Ontology annotation, molecular function: RNA helicase activity; nucleic acid binding; ATP binding.